AUGCUCCCGAUCGUUCUUGUCGCCCUCGUUGGAGCAACUUUGGCUAUCGAUGAUCAAUCGAAAUUCGCCGCCGACAUGCCAGGCCCAAUGGGAUUCAAUCCAUCACUUGGUGGAGGAUCCCUUCCUGGACCCGGUGGAAACUUCGGUGGACCCCAACAAGACCAAUUCGGCGGAAAUGGACCAGUUGGACCAAUUGGCGGAGGAAUGGGUGAGCUUGAU
Messenger RNA from Mesorhabditis belari, 219 nucleotides. The record is from the annotation of a GenBank genome assembly. Lineage: Eukaryota; Metazoa; Nematoda; Chromadorea; Rhabditida; Rhabditidae.